This is a messenger RNA of Scomber japonicus (chub mackerel), 1920 nucleotides long. RefSeq names its product ADAMTS-like 7 (gene adamtsl7). Gene Ontology annotation, cellular component: extracellular matrix. The coding region runs from base 1 to 1920 and encodes 639 amino acids. Gene Ontology annotation, biological process: extracellular matrix organization. Gene Ontology annotation, molecular function: metalloendopeptidase activity. Lineage: Eukaryota; Metazoa; Chordata; Actinopteri; Scombriformes; Scombridae. The transcript has 12 exons. The record is from RefSeq and is a predicted model, not a curated record.
AUGGCUGGAUCGUGGCAGCAGCUCUGCUCCCUGCGGCUGGGUCGAGCCCUGGCUCUCCUCCACUUCAUCUGUCUUCUCUACCCACCCUCAGGUGCUCUUCUUUGGGAUACCAAAGACAACUCACCCCCCCAGAAGGGGUUUGAGGUGGUGAAGGGGAAUUUCUCUCGGACUUUCCUCCGCGUUGACUACCAUAAGAUUGCAGAAAUUCCUGCAGGAGCAUGCAACAUCAGCAUACGAGAGACUAUAAAGAGCCGAAACUACCUGGCUCUGCAGACCCAAAGUGGCAUCUCCAUCAUCAAUGGCAACUGGGUGAUUGACAGGCCCGGGACCUUCCUUGCUGUGGGAACACAGUUCACUUACCGACGACCCAAUGAAAUUCGGUCACGCAUUGGAGAAUCCAUUACUGCACCCGGGCCGGUGACUGAUGACCUGCAGGUUUAUUUGAUCUACCAGCAACCAUCUCCCAGUGUAUACUAUGAGUACAGCUUACCUUUACAAAACACACACCCCACUCCAGAGCCUGAUCCACCUUCUGAUAUACUACCUCUGGCUGAGACAGUGGGCCCAACCCAGCCCAGUGAAGAGGAACAUCAAGGUGACAUCAUCAACAAUAAUAUCAUCAAAAAGAAACCCCACCCUGACCAGGAUCCCUCUGACCCCAGUGUGAACUCUGAUCAUCUGCUUACAUACACCUGGAUGAAGACUGAGCAUACAGCAUGCAGCACCACCUGUGGCACUGGCAGGCGUCAGGUGCUGUGGGAGUGUGUUGAGAAGGAUUCCCAGACAAAUGUUACUGCUGACCUUUGUGACCCUGCUCUUAAACCAGCAAACCAGGAGGAAGACUGCAACACCCAGUCCUGCCCUGCAUACUGGGAUGUGGGGGAGUGGUCAGAGUGCAGCAGGAGGUGUGGACCCGGCACUCAGCACCGCCAGGUCAUCUGCCGUCAGGUCACUCAUGUCCAUGCCAACAGGACUGAGACCUCAGUUACAGUAGCACCAGAGCUGUGUGGGUCGUUUGAUAGACCAGUGACCAAGUCUACCUGUCAGCUGAAGAUUUGCAGCCAGUGGGAGAUACGAUCUGAGUGGAGCCCAUGCUCAGUACCAUGUGGGGUGGGCCAGCGCAGCAGGGAGGUUGUGUGUGUGAGCAACCAGGGUGAGGUGGAGUCGGACGAGGAGUGUAACAUGAAUCUGAAGCCAGACAUACUACAGAACUGUGACAUGGGAACCUGUGCGCGAAGCUGGUUCACCUCCCUCUGGAGCCAACGGUGUUCUGCAGAAUGUGGUCAAGGCAAUCAAACCCGGACAGCGGUGUGUCUGAUUGAUCAUGUGACUGAACUUCCAUUGGACAGCUGUGAAGGGGAACGCCCACAAGAAGUGACAUUGUGUGACUCAGGCCCUUGCCAUAACCGUCUGGAAUGGUACACAGGACCUUGGGGUCAGUGUUCUGCAGAGUGUGGGAAUGGCACACAGACUCGGAGUGUGGCUUGUAUUCUCAACAAUGAUGGUCACGUCGAGGUUGUGGACCUGUUGAAAUGUUCCAGUCUACCCCAGCCAAUCACAGCUAAACCCUGCAGGCUGAAGCCCUGUGGUGUCCAGUGGUAUGUUACAGAGUGGAGUGCGUGUUCACGCUCCUGCAAUGGUGGCUACCGUGUGCGUGAAGUGCGCUGUCUUGCUGACAACAUUUCCCCAAGUGACCACUGUGACCCCAGUUUGACCCCGGAGAGUCGAGAAGAAUGCAACACACAACCUUGCCUAGUUGAGAUAAAUCCAUCAUGCAGCGACCAGUAUCAUAACUGUAUGGUGGUGGUUCAAGCCCGCCUCUGUGUUUACCCAUACUACAGAAGUGUCUGCUGUGCCUCUUGCUCCCAGGCCCAGAAAACAUACCCCAACUCAUUUCAAAAGAAUCACAUCCGCAGGUGA